GUGCAAUCCAUAUUUUGAUAUUUCCACAACCCAUGUGCUUCUACAAUCAACAAUACUAUAAUAAGUUUUAACAACUAAAAUAAAAAUGUAUUUGAACUUUUCAACGACACCCAACGUUAUAGACUAAAUAACUUAACAUUUAAGUAAUGUUUUAAGUGUCUCCAUGAUAAUUUGAAACGAGUUAAUUGAUUAUUAAUUAUUGUUAUAUUAUUUUAUUUUAUCGUUAGUUUAUUUCUUUCUAUAAUAAACCUUAUAUUUUUUGUAUAUUUUCUAUUAACGUUUGUUUUAUUUGAUUAUUUGAUGUGAAGCGAUCCAUUUAGGCUUAUGUAGAGAUUACAUAUUAUUUUCUACUAUUAUUGUCACCUACAUUAAUAUGGAACUGACCAUUAAUACGGGUAGUUAUACAGACUACUUACAUGUGCACAAGAAAUCAAAUAGAAAUCGUCGUUCAAUAACAAAACGCUUGAGAACUAAAAGCAAAAACACAUUUUUAGGAUUCAAUGAAUGGUUUGAGAAAGAACAUGAUUAUUGUUUACCAAUCAAUAAAAGAAAUGAAUAUGAUCAGAAGUAUAAUACUGCCAAAUUGGACGAUGAAGAUUUCGAUGCAAUAAAUAAAUCAUUAAAAACAGAUUCAAUAUCAUCAGAUGUUUCUAAAACAACAAAUCUAGAGAAAAUAAAUGUAAAUAACGAGUUAUCUAGUUGUAGCUUAUAUGCUAUCGAUGUAACAACAGAAUUAUUAAAAGAUGCAUUGUUAGAAAAUCAAAAAAAUCAAAUAAAUUAUGUACAGUCAACAAAUAUAUCAAAAGAUAAUAUUAAUUCUUCUAAUGAUUAUGUAUCUAAUAUUUUAAAUAAUAGCAACCAAAGUGAUAUUACUGCAAGAGAAUGUACACCGCCAAAAUUAUUUUCACCGAUGGAUAUCGACAGUGACAUGAUUAAAUUGUUUCCAACUUUAGAUUAUUCCACCGAACAUAAUUUAAACGAAAAACGUGAACACGACAAAUAUAAAGAAGUUAAAAUUGAAACGGAAACCACUAUUUCAGCUAAAAAUACAGAAGAAACUAAAAACGAGAUGAUAGUUUUGGUUAAUAAAUCAAUUAUUAAUACUGUUUCUCAAUCUUUACAAUCAGAAAAUAUUGUAGAAAGUGAUUGUAAAGUUAAAUCAAAACUACUUAACAAUUUACAGAAAUUAUCAGCUGGCAAUUCGGCUAAUGUGAUCAAUUAUCAACUAGCUUCUGAACAAUAUAUAAGUAUAUUUAAUCGAUAUCAGAGCAAGUCAGAAGAACAAUUUAUUGAACAUGUUGAAAAUCCAGGUCCUUUAUUAUUGAGAGAUCUUCUUUGCGGUUCAAAACCCAAAACUAUUAUUAGUCCUUACACUCAUAGGUAUUUAAAACCAUAUAUAUUCAGAGAUUUGGUGACUAAACCGCUAUGGUUACAAAUGUUAAAUGAAUUAAAAGAACACUUUAGACAGAAAAAUGGAUUGCCUAAAACUACGGAAAUUCAAUCAAUCGACUAUAGUUAUGUCCGUGCUAAACACAUAAAUUCAAUAAACGCAUUGGCAAGACAAUUUUUCUGGCCUGGAAUUGAUUUAACUGAAAGUCUAUUGUACCCAGACUUUAGUGUCAUUGCUCUAUACAAAAACUUAAUAGUUGGUUUUGGUUUCAUGGUUCCAGAUAUAAGCACAAAUGAAAAUUAUAUAACAUUUUUGUUCACUCGUCCUCAUUGGACUAAUUUUGGUAUUGCUAAAUUUAUGAUAUACCAUUUAAUUCAGACUUGCAUGACUAGAGAUAUAACAUUACAUGUAUCCGUUAAUAAUCCAGCUAUGAUAUUAUAUCAAAAGUUUGGAUUCAAAAUUGAAGAAUUUGUUCAAAAUUUUUAUGAAAAUUAUAUUCCUGCAGAUUCAGAAAUGUCUAAGCAUGCUUUUUUUAUCCGUUUACGCAGUACCUUAAAAACCAAAGUAAACUAAUUCAAAAUGCCAAAAAUAAAUUUAAUUAUGAUUCUCAGAUAAAUAUUGUUAACAUUUAUGAAAAUAUUUUUUGAAUGUGUAAUUUAUAUUUCUAUAGAAUA
Rhopalosiphum maidis (corn leaf aphid) is the source of this 2064-nucleotide messenger RNA. RefSeq lists its product as uncharacterized. The transcript has 9 exons. NCBI's taxonomy places the organism in Eukaryota, Metazoa, Arthropoda, Insecta, Hemiptera, Aphididae. Gene Ontology annotation, molecular function: acyltransferase activity, transferring groups other than amino-acyl groups. Bases 374 to 1963 code for a protein of 529 amino acids. The record is from RefSeq and is a predicted model, not a curated record.